This is a messenger RNA of Peronospora belbahrii, 495 nucleotides long. Lineage: Eukaryota; Oomycota; Peronosporomycetes; Peronosporales; Peronosporaceae. The record is from the annotation of a GenBank genome assembly.
AUGAACACUAAUGACAGCAAGAAGAAGACAACGUCUAAGUCACGCAAACGUAAGACUAGUGACGUGGGUACGGGCGUUCGUUCCAAACUUGCUUCUACAAAGCGCUUUAUGACUGAUGCGACAGCAGAAGUUGCAGUGAAUGGCUUAGGCGCUGAAGCCAAUGCUGCUCAAGUAGCUCAACUAAAGCCGUUUGUGCGUGGGGAGUUCGUGGAAAGCAUCAAGCAAAUGCUCUUUGGGUUUGGUGAUGAGGCCGAGCCUCUUGAUGAAAGUGCAAAACUUAUGGAAGACUUGGUAGUGGAAUAUGUGCAUGCUAUGACUAAAAAAGCGAUGGAGUUGGCAACCAUCAAGGGCAAAUUGGAUACCGAGUGUUUUGUCUUUUUGAUUCGAAAGGAUCCAGAGCGCUAUGAACGCGUUGCUGAGCUCUUACGUGCAAACGAGGACUUUCGAGCUGCUUUAAAUAGUGGCUUUGAUCCGAGCGACGAAAAUAUGUACUAA